AACAAGGAGACUGAGUGCUGUGUGUGCAUGGAGAGGCAGGCUUGUAUCAUGUUGUCUUGCUGCCAUGAGUUCUGUGAGAUCUGCAUCGACAACUGGACCAGAGAUGAAGAGCACAGUAAUUGCCCUCUAUGUCGUACGUCGGUGUCGGGAUCUGACGAUACGUGGGUGCUUAUGGACAAGUCAGAUGCCAAGGAUCACACCAGCGAUGUUCACAGUUAUUUGAUGAGAAUCGCCGACAGAAGAGGAACCCCUAGGUCUUAA
Molecule: messenger RNA, 261 nt
Organism: Candidula unifasciata
Lineage: Eukaryota; Metazoa; Mollusca; Gastropoda; Stylommatophora; Geomitridae
Source: the annotation of a GenBank genome assembly